UCAGAGCCUGGACAUCACUGUAUGCAGCAUACUUUCUUUUUUCUUCACUAGUUUUGGUUCUCUUGUGACUACCUUCUACCUCAGAAGUUAUUUUAUAAAUUAGAACAUGUUAAAAUCCUUCAGAAAGAGCAAUUGUUUAAUAGUAUAUGCUUUUAAAUUAGGCUCCAAUUUUAUGACUGUGAAUAACUUUUUUUAAACUCUGAAAAGUUACGGAUGUCUGUUUUGAUGUUGGUCUCCAUUUUUGGAGGAGGUGGGCCUGGAGUAGUCAGGAAGUUUAAGAAAAUAAUACUGGAAUAGAAUCUAAGGACUCCUAAAACUUUUUUUUUUUUUUUUUAACAAAGGUAUGAGGGUGCUGGUUGAUGCUCGAGAGAAGCUUCAUAUUCCUUGGGGAGAUAACUCAAACCAACUCAAUGGAGACAAGAUGAUGUCAUUUGACACCCGUUCACCCUUGGUGGCCCAAGGACUGGUGGAAACUCGAGUUUUUUUACAGUAUCUUCCUGCUAUAAGAGCAUUAUGGGCAGACAGCGGCAUACAGAAUGCCUAUGACCGACGUCGAGAAUUUCAACUGGGUGAAUCUGUAAAAUAUUUCCUGGAUAACUUGGAUAAACUUGGAGAACCAGAUUACGUUCCAUCACAACAAGAUAUUCUGCUUGCCAGAAGGCCCACCAAAGGCAUUCAUGAGUACGACUUUGAAAUUAAAAAUGUUCCUUUCAAAAUGGUUGAUGUAGGUGGUCAGAGAUCAGAAAGAAAACGUUGGUUUGAAUGCUUCGAUAGUGUGACGUCAAUACUUUUCCUUGUUUCCUCAAGUGAAUUUGACCAGGUGCUUAUGGAAGACCGACUCACCAAUCGCCUUACAGAAUCUCUGAACAUUUUUGAAACAAUUGUCAAUAACCGGGUUUUCAGCAAUGUCUCCAUAAUUCUCUUCUUAAACAAGACAGAUUUGCUCGAGGAGAAAGUGCAGAUUGUGAGCAUCAAAGACUAUUUCUUAGAAUUUGAAGGGGAUCCCCACUGCUUAAGAGACGUCCAAAAAUUCCUGGUGGAAUGUUUCCGUAACAAACGCCGGGACCAGCAGCAGAAGCCCCUCUACCACCACUUCACCACGGCUAUUAACACGGAGAACAUCCGCCUGGUGUUCCGCGACGUGAAAGAUACUAUUCUCCAUGACAACCUCAAGCAGCUUAUGCUCCAGUGACGUACAAAAGACUCGCUGUUUUAAUACCCUUCUGUCUUUUUUAUUGUUUUCUGUUUGUUUUGUUUUUUAAAAUAGUUUACAAACAGGAAUUAGAAAAAUCUUGAUUCUGUGUUGACAUUCUUGGGCAUCUUGGUCCUUCUUCAGCGGACUUGGGUCUGCGGCUGAAAGUGGCUGAGGGACGUGGCCAGCACCUGCUGGGGCUCAGGCUUCGGUCAUUUCAUGAUGGCUUCCAUCAGAGGGGAGUUGUAGCUUCCUGCCAAACCUCAGACGAGGAUAGUUCGGGCUCUAAAUCCUUCCACUUUUCAAACUGAAUUCUCCUGUAGUGCCAAGUGUAGAAGGCGCCCUUAAAUAUUUGUAGGUAUGAGGUUAAGAAUAUCCCAUUUAAAACAAGCAAGAUACCUUGUGUCUGUCGCCUGGCAGCGCCCCCGUGCUCACUUCAUGGCGACCUUUUUGAAAUGGCUGUUGGAAAACAUUUGGUGUUAGGAAUGACACUCUAUAGAUUCACACAGAUGUAGCCUUCAUGUACUUUUCCUUACUUUCAGACACAAAGUAUAAAUUAAGUGAAUUUACUUUGUUUUCAGUUUCUGUGGUUCCUAAAGGAAAUGUUUUUAUUGUUUUAAAGUUUACAUGAGGAUUUCUGGUUUGAUGCUAAUGAAAGUUCACAAAUGGUACGGAGGGAGCAGAAGGCAAGCAAGUGCCAUAUAUAGUGAAAGAUCAGAGUUAGGAGUGAAGUGUAACUUACCCUUUUCCUAUUUAAAUAUGUCACAAAAGUGCUGGAUGUGAAACAUUCUGUCCAUAGCAGUACCUAAAAAUGGCAGGCAGUUUGAUAACAGAAGUUUCUAAAUAAACAUACCCUUUCCAGACUGUUGGGUUUUACUCCCCGCUGUAGACCCUGCCUCGGGUGCUUUGGGGCCUUACGUAGGACACCGAUUUGUACCGUCACGUCGUCUUUCUCUUGCUCUCCUGUCUGUUCCCAGCAGCUCAGUGACAUUUAUGGGAUUUCUUUUGUUCAUUUGGAGCUUAUAGUAUUUUCAUGUCAAACUAUUCAAGAAAGUAUUACUUCAAAUUCCUAUUCGUUCUUGGUGUGUCACUAAAAAAAUUGCAGUAUGUGCUUGUAUAUACCAUUGUUUAUGAAAUUCCAACUUUAGUGAAGUACCUUUGGAAUGCUUUAAGGACUUUCCUGAGAAUAAGAGGUAAUUAUUUUAGUUCACACCGAACUAUGAUUGCAUUUGACCUCCCUGUGCCACUUACCAAAUGAAAACACACCUAUGUGGUAGCUUUGUGAUGAUAGAUACAUUCACAGUGAGUUCUUCAGAAUGGCUGGUUUGCAAUACUGAAAAUACUGGCUUGCAGGGUAAGUGCAGUGUUGGAAUUGGAGUAGAGACAGAUGGACAAGGCUGGGGAGUUUGGAAAGUCUGGCAGCUUUUCUCCUUUUCCUCAAAGUUGUGAUUAAGACUGUGAUACCAUCACUUUGCUGUAUAGCUGACUAGGUUCUCAGGUAUUUUCUUGGCUGGAAGUUCUUGAAAGGUGGGUCAGUGUUAUGGGUCACACAGUGCUUCCAAGACAGUGGCUCUUCAUCUGCCUUGCCAUCUAGUAUGAGACUAGGGCUUUUCCGUGAUCUAACCAGGGAUGGUUUCUUCGUGCCUGAUUUUUCUUGCACUUGCAGUUCCGUCCACUGGCAUGACAUUUAUAGUCACUUUCAGUAUUUUCAUGCCUUGGUGAUAAAUGGCCUCCAGACCUGUCGCCCACAUGCACAGUUUGAACAAUUCUACAUCUAGUGCUUCUUGCCAAAAAGAAUACUUUGUUUAAAUUCAGAGUUGGAAUAAUUUCAGUGCUGGUGAAUAUCUGCAUACACGCACAGUAACAUUUGGAUGCCCUUUGGUGGCAAGCCUGUGUGUAAAUUUAGCAAACAGUUUAAUGGGAGGGCCAAACCAUUAACUCCAGCGAAGGCUGAAGUGAGUUCCCUGUAUGAUGAGGAAACUUUAAGAUCCACAGAUGUGAACCAUAAAUAUUGCCUGACAAAGCAGAAAUCACCGGUUUCCCCAUGUUGACUACCACCAAGAAAUGACACACCAAACAGAUAACUUCAUUAUCUUGGGCAUUUGUGAUUUUCUUUCCUGAUGUGUGUGAUGUCUCAGAGUCAACAUUAUAGUAAAAUUUAGAAUAUAUUUUGAGGCAGUAAAUUACUUAUGUUUAAUGGUGAGCUUGUUUAGACACUCAGUAAAAUUGUAAAGUUCAAUCUGAAUGCUUUAGUCCACACUUUUUAGAUACUGUAUUUUUAAACCACAUGAAGGAGUCAUUACACCUAUGUCAUGCAAACCAGAUGCUUUUGAAAUACCACUAUAUGAAGACAGAGGUGACAUUUAGUGAACAAAAUUGAAAGGGUGCUUAUAGAUUUCACUAUGCCAAUUUCCCCCUAGCCUCUAAAAAAGUGAUUUAAAUGGAAAGUUCUUUCAUGUUUUAGCUUUACUCUAAGAUUUCAUGGUUAUUUGGAAUAAGAUGUGCCUAAUUCUCUUACAUUCUGUUCUUGAAUCUGAAUGCCUUCUGGUUUAAUUCUGAAGAAAUGUCACAGAGUGUCUUCGUUGACCUUGAAGAAAUUUAUAGUAUACAGAGUUGCCUUACAAAUCAAAAACCACCACACAUUAGGGUCUUGAUUUUUAUAUAGAAAAACAGUUUUGUCAAAUGUGCUUUCUGAAGAUCCAAAUAAGUCAAGGCGUGCCUCUGCCACUUCAGUAUUAUUUUUAAUAACCUGAAUCGUUACUUUCUGCCAAAUAUUGUAUUAAGUUUAAAUCUUCAUUUCAGUCUUACUGUCUGGAAAGGGCACUUGAUGGCUAGGGAGCAACCGCAACCCAAGAAGGCAGCUUGGACUGAAAAAAGGUCAUUGGUUUUUGUUUUGAUUUCUUUGAAGUUUCAUUGGCAUGUAUUUUUUACAAAGUGAGGAUCCUCUGGUGAAUCUCUCGAGUGAGGUUGUUUAGGGGAAUCCUUGUUCAGUUGAUGGCAGUGCUUGGUUUAAAGCAGAAGGAAGGAAAGAAGGAAGAUGCCCUUACUACCAGAAAUGAUCAGAAGUAUUUAGAUUUGACAGAAAUCUUAUGUCCUAUAAUUUCUUAUAAGAAGGAAUGAGUAAACCUUAACUUCCAAUGUAUACCCAAAUACUUGUGUUUAUGCUUUUAAUAAGAUGUCUUUUCAGCAUUAGGACACAUACCCAGUUAUGCCUUAUUUAGAUGAAGAAUAAAGUUACCAAGUUAAUGUUCUGAAACUCAAAUCACUGUUUGAGAAGUCCUCAAAUUGGUGCUUUCAUUAUAUAAUGAUACAUUUAGACAAAACCCCAAACCAAGCCAUUUGAAAUAAGAUUUCUCUCCAUUGCAGUUUGUAGCAAUGUUAUUUCUGUAUAUGAAAUCAUGCCUGUAAAGUUCAGUGAAAUAUUUGUUAAAAAAAGAAACUCCCUAAUAAAACUAGAGAAAGUUA
Molecule: messenger RNA, 4657 nt
Organism: Miniopterus natalensis
Lineage: Eukaryota; Metazoa; Chordata; Mammalia; Chiroptera; Miniopteridae
Source: RefSeq, a predicted model, not a curated record